ACGAAGCGGUUAGUGGUUUAAAUUAUCAACUACACAACAUUUACAAUCUUAUCAUUAUAAAGGGUUACGAUAAAUAUGUUAAAAAGGUUAAAAUCUAAUGCAGUUACUUAAGCGUAAAAAAACAAGUUAUUUUUUAACUCGGUAUUAAAAGUGUACUGGAAUGUUUUAACAAAAAUGGUGAUUGAACUGUUUUGUUUUGCUUUAGGACUGUUUUUACUGUAUGUUUUAUAUAGUAAAAGAAGGAAAGGAAAGGAUAAAGCCCUCGUCGGACCAAAAGGUCUCCCUAUACUCGGAAACAUCUUGGAAAUUGAUGACGAGAAUAUGCAUUUUAAAUUUUCAGAAUAUGCAGAACAAUAUGGUGAAAUAUACCAAGUUAAACUACUUUUUGAUACAUUUGUAGUGUUAAAUAGUGAGCGGGUUAUUAGAAAAUGUUUCGGAGGUGAUAAAUAUAAGCACGUUUUUAAUGAUCGAUCUGAGUUAUUUUACGGGAAACACUUUGCUUGCAAUAACAGAGCUUUGAGUUUUGUGGUUGAUGGGACAGGACUGUUUCAUAGAACUGCAAGGAAACAUGUUAUGCAAGCUUUGCAUGCCUAUGGCAGUGGACUACGGGAUUUAGAGAAUAACGUCAUGACUGAAUUAUCUAAUCUACAUACGAGAAUUGAGGAUGAGAAUUAUUUUGAAUGUGUUUCCUUAAUAUUUCAGUCUAUCUCAAAUGUUCUGUCACUAAUGUUGAUUGGUGAACCAGUUUUAGACGAUGAAAAAGAAAAGAACAUGUUCUUGGAUGAAAUACACGUUGAAGAUUUCUUUCUGAAUUCUUAUGUAAACUUCAUUAUGUCAGUGUUACCAUUUGUACGAUAUAUCCCUGGAAGGUACAAACAAGAAUUCCUAAAGGCGAAGGCUGUUAAUGCAAAAAUUGUAAAGAAAUAUUUUCACGAUGUCAAGAGAUCAUUUGUUAGAGGAAAAGUCCGUGGUAUCGUUGAUGUAUUUUUCGAGGAACAGAAUCAACAAAUAGAAGCUGGAGGGGAGGUUUUCUUUACGGAUGAUACAAUUAUAGCACAAGUGAUUGACAUAAUAGAUGGGGGAAUCACAACAACUUGGUCGGUUCUUUCAAACACAAUGUUGAUAUUACUGAAUUAUCCACAAUAUCAGAAGCUGCUCCAGAAUGAGUUUGACAGGGAAAUUGGAAGACAACGACUUCCGACAUUUAAAGACCGAAGUAAUUGCCCAUUUUUCAAAGCAUUUGAGCUGGAAGUGCAUAGAUACAUUACAGUUGUCCCACUUAUGUUGCCUCAUAAAUGCAAAGAAGACAUAGACUUUGAAGGAUAUGAUAUUGCAAUGAACAGUACAGUAAUUGGGAAUAGUUGGUAUAUCCACCACAACAAGGAGAUUUGGGGAGAUCCAUGGACAUUUCGCCCAGAGAGAUUCUUGGACGAACAUGGCAACGUGCUGCCUUCUGAACACAUAUUGCGAAAGAAGUAUUAUAAUAGUUCACUAGAUUCAAGCUCAUGAUCGGCCUAUAAUAUUUAAAUUAUAAGAACAGUUUAAAUUAAUGAUUUUCUGUUUAAAAUCUACUGUACCGC
Molecule: messenger RNA, 1580 nt
Organism: Ruditapes philippinarum (Manila clam)
Lineage: Eukaryota; Metazoa; Mollusca; Bivalvia; Venerida; Veneridae
Product: cytochrome P450 1A5-like
Exons: 5
Coding region: 175-1509 (444 amino acids)
Biological process (GO): xenobiotic metabolic process
Cellular component (GO): cytoplasm; intracellular membrane-bounded organelle
Molecular function (GO): heme binding; oxidoreductase activity, acting on paired donors, with incorporation or reduction of molecular oxygen, reduced flavin or flavoprotein as one donor, and incorporation of one atom of oxygen; iron ion binding
Source: RefSeq, a predicted model, not a curated record